UGGAGCUCCGUUAAUGGAGUCUGAGAUACUUUCACUUGUGUGUUCAUUAAACGAUCGAGGUUUUCUGAUGUUACUAUAACCUUAAAAAUGUUCACGUUAAAUCAUCAUGACCGGUCUGGAGGCGGGUCUUUUCGCUGACCGGUCGCGCACUGCUCUCUGGGUAACCGAGUCCACAUCUUCAGUAAUUCAAGCACCAUCACUUGUUAGCAAGAUGCCGGCCGUCCAUAAAUUACUGCUAGAAGAAGCUCUACAAGACAGUCCGCAGACUCGCUCACUGCUCAGUGUGUUUGAAGAGGAUGCAGGGACUCUCACAGACUACACCAACCAGCUCCUGCAGUCUAUGCAGAGAGUGUUUGGGGCACAGAAUGAGAUGGCUUUGGCCACAGAACAGCUCUCCAAACAGUUACUUGAGUAUGAGAAACAGAACUUUGCUCUGGGGAGGGGAGAUGAGGAGGUGAUCAGCACACUUCAGCACUUUGCCAGAACCGUGGAAGAGCUGAAUGCUCUGCAUGCUGACCUGGCCUCUCAGAUUGCUGACAGGAUGGUGUUUCCCAUGGUGCAGUUCAGAGAGAAGGACCUGACUGAGAUAAGCACACUGAAAGAGAUAUUUGGAAUUGCCACUGAUGAGCACGAGGCAGCCAUGGUUAAAUACAGUAGACUCCCCAAGAAGAGGGAGAAUGAAAAGCUGAAAGCAGAGGUGGUGCGGGAGGUGGCAUUUUGCCGGAGGAAGCAGCACCAGGCCUCUAUGCAGUAUUACUGUGCUCUCAAUGCCUUACAGUACAGGAAGAGAGUAGCCAUGCUGGAACCCUUGCUGGGAUACACACAAGCACAGAUAAACUUCUUUAAGAAAGGGAUGGAGCUGGUUUCCAAGAAAAUGGACAGUUUCUUGGCUUCUGUGAGCAGCAUGACUCAAAGCAUCCAGGCUCAGUUAGAUGCAGAGGCAGAGAGUAUGCGUUUGACUCAGAGAGAGCUGCUGUCAGUGGAGGACACAGUCUACAUGCCUGACCACGACCUGGAGCCGGUCAACCGCACGCUCAUACAGAAAGCAGGCUACCUCAACAUUAGAAAUAAGACUGGGCUGGUGACCACAGCCUGGGACCGGCUGUAUUUCUUCACGCAAGGAGGCAACCUGAUGUGCCAGCCACGUGGUGCUGUGGCAGGGGGCAUGGUGCUGGACCUGGACAACAGCUCUGUCAUGGCCGUGGAGUGCGAGGACAGACGUUACUGCUUUCAGAUCACAUCGCCUACUGGGAAAACGUCUAUGAUUCUUCAAGCAGAGAGCAAAAGGGAAUAUGAAGAGUGGAUUUGCACCAUCAACAACAUUUCUAGGCAGAUCUACCUGACGGACAACCCUGAGGCAGUGGCCAUCAGGCUGAAUCAGACAGCCAUCCAGGCGGUCACUCCCAUCACCAGCUUUGAAAAGAGAGCAGAGGGCUCCCCCAACCCUGACAGGGCUAAACCAGGUGGAGUAGCUCACAGCAGUGUUAAGAAGGCCCCUACUGUCCCAGAGCCUGAAGACCUGAUCGCCCCCGGAACGCCCAUCCAGUUUGAUAUAGUGCUGCCUGCAUCUGAGUUCCAGGACCAGAACAGAGCUGGAGGGAGACGCACAAACCCUUUUGGCGAGACAGAAGAGGAGAGCUCUUCAGGUGCUGAUGACUCUUUGCUACAGCAGGUGUUCGCUGUGCGGUUUCUGGGCUCUAUGGCCGUGCGCUCAGGCCACACACAGGAAGUGAUCUAUGAGGCAAUGAGGCAGGUGCUUGCGGCUCGAGCGAUACACAACAUCUUCAAAACCAGCGAGUCCCACCUGAUGGUCACCAGCAGCUGCCUCCGCUUGAUCGAUCCUCAGACACAGGUCACUAAAAUAAGUUUCCAGCUGAAGGAUGUUACUCAGUUUGCAGCACACCAGGAGAACAGCAGGCUGAUGGGCUUCGUGGUGGAGGGGAGAGACUGGAGUGAAGGAGCGGAGGAGGGACAGCCCUCCUUCAGCGCCUUCAUCUUUGAGAGCAACACUGAGGGAGAGAAGAUCUGCUACACAAUAAACUUAGGAAAGGAGAUUACAGAAGCAAAGAAGGACCCAGAGGCUCUAGCUCAGCUGAUGAAGUCUAUGCCUCUGACCAAUGAUGGGAAGUUCCUGUUGUUGGAGAGUGAGACGGGCGAGGCAGCUAAUGGAGGAGGACAAGAGGAUCUGGAGUCUGAGGCCUGAACACUCCCCACCUGCAGUUAGAUUUAUUAGCCCUCUCAAAGGAAGAGUGCUGAUCCAGGCUCAUCUUUUACCUCUCAUAUCUUAAUGAAGACUGUGGGAGGAGACCCUAGAUCAGCACUCUGCAGAGUCAGAUUCAAACUGACUCUCUGCUCUACUUUAAUCCAUAAGCCUGGAUUCAACACACCAAUUUUGCUCUUAAACAACAAUUAGCAGCGUUGAAUGAAAUUUCACACCUAACAAAGAGUUUAGAGAUUUGGGUAUACAGUGAAUUUACAUUAGUUUAUGCAGAACAGACCAAUUAAAUACUUCUGCUGAAGAACACAUGGAUCUCCUAUGGUAAUAUACAGAAAAAUCAGUAAGUUUAGAUGGGAAUCCUGCAAAUUAUUGUUGUUGGUAUUUACAGUGUGCCCUGAUUAUCAAAUUAAACUGGCAGCUGAUCAGCUGAGGUGCAUGUUAUUAACAUGCCACUGCAAGAAACUUAACCACAGAUUGACUUGUCUAGGCCUUAAAGCAGCUUUUACACUGUAGCUGCUCUUCUUCAUUAGAGCUGAUCGUACAGGACAGUGGGACAGUAAAUGGUCUUAAUGGCUGCUGUCCAGUCUUCAAUAAGAACUGAGAUUACAAGGGCGAAGAAAGGAGGGGGGCUUCUUAAGAGCACUGAGGUCUGACCUUUCACAAGACCUCUUCACUCAGUAUCUCAUCUUAUGUCUGUACUGAGGAGCAUGAUUUAAAAGGAUGCCGUUUCUAGUUUAUCAUCUUAGUUUGGUUCAGUGUUUUUGGCUGCUGAGUCAUUGAGACUGUUUCUUUCUGUAAAGAGGUACAGGAGUCCUCUUAUAUACAUUUAAUA
This is a messenger RNA of Colossoma macropomum (tambaqui), 3050 nucleotides long. It is a transcript of the gene appl2, whose product is annotated as adaptor protein, phosphotyrosine interaction, PH domain and leucine zipper containing 2. The transcript has 21 exons. Gene Ontology annotation, cellular component: cytoplasm; endosome membrane. Lineage: Eukaryota; Metazoa; Chordata; Actinopteri; Characiformes; Serrasalmidae. Gene Ontology annotation, molecular function: protein binding. The record is from RefSeq and is a predicted model, not a curated record. Bases 107 to 2203 code for a protein of 698 amino acids. Gene Ontology annotation, biological process: signaling.